AUGUCGACGUACAAGCUCAAUUACACUGAUUCGUUUGUAAAUGGAGACGCAAACAGUUUGUGUUCAAACCCAGAGAAUGGUUUCAGUGAUUUGUCUUCAUUUGCUCAAUCAGAGAAAGCUGUUCAGGAGCUUCUUAGUCAACAGACUCCUAUGCAGGCAACAGACGACCAUCUCAUUGAGUUUUCAGAGGCUUUGAGAACUGUUGCAAAGGCACUAAGAGGAGCUGCUGAAGGAAAAGCGUUGGCUCAAGCCGAGGCUGCUGAAUGGAAGCGAAGAUAUGAAUUGGAGAAGUCGAGGAACCUCAAGUUGCAGCAUAAAGAACCGUCGGAUGGAGUAUCUGCCGAUGAAUCUAAUAGUAGUUAUAGGAUGGAGCACUCAGCCAAGUCUCCGCGGCUUUAUAUUCAGGAAAACGGGAAUUCUGGAAGAAAUUGCACGGAGCGUAUUUGCACUCAUGAAGUUCUCCAAGAUGGUGGAUUUAACAGUACUAAUGGGGAGAGCAACAAAUUGAUGAAGAAGGCAUCAUUUAAGCUUGCAUGGGGAUGCAAGGGGGCUAAUGAUCAACACAAAAAAGAAAUCGUUUCGUUCGAGAGUGGGAACAUCACUACAGCAGAGCGCAGUAGCAAACAGAUUUCACUGACAUGGGAGUCCAAUCCACAGACUGUGCUUAUUUUUACUAAGCCUAAUUCAACUUCAGUACGAAUACUCUCUGUGGAAAUGGUCAGAUGGUUGAGAGCGCAUAAAGGACUGAAUAUUUACGUGGAACCGCGAGUCAAGGCAGAGCUCUUAUCAGAAUCAAGUUCCUUCAAUUUCGUACAAACUUGGGUUGAUGACAAGGAAAUUUCACUUCUACACACAAAGGUUGACCUUCUUAUAACUCUUGGUGGGGAUGGCACCGUACUCUGGGCAGCAUCGAUGUUUAAAGGACCAGUGCCUCCAAUUGUUCCAUUUUCCAUGGGAUCGCUUGGAUUCAUGACUCCUUUCCACAGUGAACAAUACCGAGAAUGUCUUGAAGCGGUUUUGAGGGGUCCAAUCAGUAUAACACUACGACACAGGUUGCAGUGUCACAUUAUCAGAGAUAAAGCAAGGCAUGAAUUUGAAACAGAGGACACUAUGCUUGUUCUGAAUGAAGUCACCAUCGACCGUGGAAUAUCGUCUUACCUCACAAACCUUGAAUGCUACUGCGACAACUCAUUCGUCACAUGUGUGCAAGGCGAUGGACUAAUACUGUCUACAACAUCUGGUAGCACUGCGUAUUCACUUGCAGCUGGAGGGUCAAUGGUCCAUCCUCAGGUUCCUGGAAUCUUGUUCACGCCAAUAUGUCCGCAUUCUCUAUCGUUCCGCCCACUGAUAUUACCGGAACACGUGACUGUGAGAGUGCAAGUGCCAUUCAACAGCAGAAGCUCUGCUUGGGUCUCCUUUGAUGGGAAAGACCGGAAACAGCUUGAAGCAGGGGAUGCACUUGUGUGUAGCAUGGCACCAUGGCCAGUCUCAACCGCUUGCCAAGUUGAAUCAACUAACGACUUCUUACGCAGCAUCCAUGACGGUCUUCACUGGAACAUAAGAAAGACUCAAUCUUUUGACGGUCCUCGUGACACAUAG
Molecule: messenger RNA, 1599 nt
Organism: Arabis nemorensis
Lineage: Eukaryota; Viridiplantae; Streptophyta; Magnoliopsida; Brassicales; Brassicaceae
Source: the annotation of a GenBank genome assembly